Molecule: messenger RNA, 4459 nt
Organism: Coregonus sp. 'balchen'
Lineage: Eukaryota; Metazoa; Chordata; Actinopteri; Salmoniformes; Salmonidae
Source: the annotation of a GenBank genome assembly
AUGAGGUGAGCAGAGUUUAGUCCGAGAGAAGCGCUGCAACGGUGAUGUACGGACCCGCAUGCGGAACAUAAUAAACCAACCGUCAGUUUAAAAAAAAAAAACAUUUUUAAACUGACACGGACAAUUUACAGGCUACCUACGUUUGCAGACAAUGUCAACUGUGGAACGUUUUGAAUAGGACCGUUGUUAUUGAGACAUCGACCAUAACCCACCGCUGUCCGCUGCUGUCUCGUCUUCUAAACCGGAGAGUGAGAAACCAAGAAGGGACAUGCGGCUAUAUGGGAACGUGUAACCGGGCAUCAGUGCAGCUCGCGGGACCGGUGAUCACGUCUCUAAUAGCCGCUGCGGGAUCUAUAUUUUUCCAUCUGCAAUCUUCACAUCUCCCUCUCUCAGAAACAUUCUCCUCGGAAGAAUCCGGUGACUCACCGCGCGCGCCGCGAGGGGAGGCAAGCCGCUGCAUUCUAAUCAGCCGCGCCGGGAGAACGGAGAGGAGAACGGAGAGGAGAACGGAACGAGCUCAUUGACAUUACAGUCAUACUUUUCUGGAGCACUUUUUUACUUCGAUAGCUUGAGCCCGCACCACUGUAGCGCUGCUAGUCUGCGUCGGUCGGAGCUGGUUGGUGGCUUCAUUCCUCGCCAACCCGGAGAAGGAAUAGCAGGGUGACAGACAGACAGAGCGAGGGGACUGGGAUGUAACGUAAACCUAAACCAGGGAUUAUUUGUAUUUUCUAUUUAACCUGAUACCUUUCGGUAAGUGGAUGUUUUUGCCCCUUCUCUUGUCCACUGUCGUAGCGCAGGUGUUUAUUAUAGGAAUUAUAUUCUCACCAGGCGUAGCGCAGUUUUCAAACGGAAAACGGAUUACGGGAGUUUUUACCGAACCUCUCCAGUCACUCGGUGUGGACGCAACAGCUUCCGAGAAGCCACGAGCCUCGCCAGCCCAGGGAUGAGCUGGAACGGAAUAAAUAGGAGGCUUGAUUCUAGUCUUGUUUUGUGUCUCGGUAUUUAUGAUUUCCCUUUGGAUCGUUUUAAAUAGGCGGAUUAUGCUGAUUUGGUAAUGGGUGUAAGAGGCUCAUUUUAACGCAUUCCUAUUCAUAAGGGUGACUCAAGUAGUGUGGUUAUAUAGCUAUUCGUUUAGAUAUGGCUAUACAUUUUUCUAUGGCUUUAGUUAUAAGCUGUUGUAUGUGUCACAGGGAAAAAUUACAUUUAUUAAUAUUACAUUUAUUAAUACUUGUGACCGUUGUCAUCUAUAGACUAAUAAUCCAUUUGAAUAUCCUAUUCAAGCGCAUGUGUCAGAUUUGCUAAAACACACUGAUAGUUUAUUGACCACAUAUCCAUAUAAUCAAAAGGACAACAACACAGAGCAGUAUUGUGUAUCAUUAGCACUGCGCCUCCCCGACGCUUCUCAAGGUUACCUAAUUGACAGGCUAACCCCAUCCAUUGUGGGAAUGAUUUACGCAUUUGUUAUGCGUUUCAUGUUGAAGGACUCACUCACUGCAGAUUCACCAAAAGCUAGGGAUAUUAUUAUCGUCAAGACGAUUAAUUAUGUCUAGUAUAUUGAUAUAUAAAUACACUUUAUUAAUAUAGUAUUGUUAUUUACCUCCCUUUUGUGUUUCAGGGGGGAGAGUGAGAGCACGGGAACGCAUAACGGCUAUUGUAUUCGGUUGGAGACAGGAGACCGGAUUGCGAUUAUUCCUGAGAUGAGCCUGGGCGUUCAACUGAAUUUAAAUUAGGUGUUCGCAAGCACCACCGUUUUCUUUAAGGGAAAGGAGAGCGAGAGAGAGAGAAAAGGGAAUUUAAAUCGGUGCUCUAGAAUGACUUCUACAUUCCGCGAUGAACGGAACUGUGUGUUUGAACCUGAAUGGUAGAAAUCACCAAUUUUGUGUUGUAGAAAUCAACAGGUCGGAGUCGGAGGCGUAAAAUAUCCAGCGAAAUUAAAAAGCACUGCCUCUCACCGACGGGGGGAUGUAUCUUUCUAUUUUAUUUUUCCUUCUCCUGUGGGCUCAAGCCCUGGCUUUGAAAAACUUGAAUUAUUCCGUUAACGAAGAACAAGGACCGGGGACGGUUAUAGGGAACAUAGCCAAAGAUGCUAAACUCGGACUCGGGCAAGGGGGACAGGGGAAGAAAUCUAACUUCAGGGUUUUGGAGAAUUCAGCUCCACAUCUCAUCGAUGUGGACCCUGAGAGCGGGCUGCUCUAUACCAAGCAACGCAUCGACAGGGAAACACUGUGUCGGCGGAACCCCAAGUGCCAGCUCUCCAUGGAGGUAUUCGCUAACGACAAAGAGAUCUGCAUGAUUAAGGUAGAUAUAGUGGACAUCAACGACAACUCGCCCACGUUCCCUUCUGAUCAGAUUGAUAUCGACAUUUCUGAGAACGCUGCCCCCGGCACCCGCUUCCCGCUGACUAGCGCGCAUGACCCGGACGCCGGGGAGAAUGGGCUGAAAACGUAUCAGAUCACACGAGACGACUACAAUCUAUUUUCUCUGGAUGUAAAAUCCCGCGGGGAUGGGACUAAAUUUCCCGAGUUAGUUAUCCAACGGCCAUUAGACCGGGAGGAACGUAACCAUCACACCCUCAUCCUAACCGCUACGGACGGUGGGGAGUAUCCCAGAUCAGGAACCAUGCAGAUUAAUGUGAAAGUUAUUGACUCUAACGAUAACAGCCCUGUGUUUGAACAGCCCUCCUAUGUUGUAGAAAUCCCAGAAAACUCCCCCCCGGGGAAAGUAUUGAUAGAUUUAAACGCCACAGACCCAGACGAGGGUUCCAACGGUCAGGUGGUGUAUUCAUUCAGCGGUUAUGCCCCUGAUAGAAUCAGAGAACUCUUCUCUAUAGAUUCUAGAACGGGAGUCAUUAAAAUCCAAGGAGAGAUUGACUAUGAGGAGAACCCUAUUAUAGAAAUAGAUGUUCAGGCGAAGGAUCUGGGCCCUAACCCCAUCCCAGGCCACUGUAAAGUAACGGUGAAUGUGAUUGACAGGAAUGACAACUGGCCCUCCAUUGGGUUUGUGUCUGUGAGGCAGGGGGCCAUUAGCGAGGCAGCCCCACCAGGCACGGUCAUUGCCCUGGUCAGAGUCACGGACAAAGACUCUGGGAGGAACGGGAAGCUCCAGUGUAGAGUCUUGGGAAACGUUCCGUUCAAACUGGAGGAGAACUACGACAACUUCUACACCGUGGUGACGGACAGGCCUCUGGACAGAGAACAGCAGGACGAGUACAACGUCACCAUCGUCGCCAAGGACAACGGCACCCCGCCCCUUAACUCCACCAAGUCGUUCACGGUGAAGAUUUUAGACGAGAACGAUAACGUUCCGCGCUUCACCAAAGCCGUGUACCUGCUCCAGGUGCCGGAGAACAACAUCCCCGGGGAGUAUCUGGGUUCCGUUCUCGCACUAGACCCGGACCUGGGCCAGAACGGAACCGUGUUCUACUCCAUCCUCAACUCCAACGUGAGCGGAGGAGACGUCAACACCUUCGUGAACGUGAACGCGGCCAACGGGGCAAUCUACGCCGUGAGGUCGUUCAACUACGAGCAGAUCAAGUUCUUUGAUUUUAAGGUUUUAGCGAAGGAUGCGGGGUCUCCCCACCUGGAGAGCAACACCACGGUCAGGGUCAGCGUCUUAGACGUUAACGACAACAUCCCCGUCAUCGUUCUCCCGCUGCUCCUGAACGACACGGCGGAGAUCCACGUGCCACGGAACGUCGGCGUAGGUUACAUCGUCACCACGGUGAGGGCGGUCGACAACGAUUACGGCGAGAGCGGGCGGUUGACCUACGAGAUCUCUGACGGUAACGAGGAGCGUCUGUUCGAGAUGGACCCGGUGACGGGCGAGGUUCGUACCGCUCACCCCUUCUGGGAGGACGUCAGCCCCACGGUGGAGCUGAUCAUCAGGGUGAUGGACCACGGGAAGCCCACCCUCACCACCGCCGCACGCCUCAUCGUCAAGGCCUACAGCGGGCCGCUCCCGGGCGGGGAGCCCCACAUCAACGAAGAGCAGCACAACUGGGACGCCUCGCUUCCCCUCAUCGUCACCUUAUCCGUCAUCUCCAUGAUGCUGCUGGCGGCCAUGGUAACCAUCGCCGUGAAGUGCAAACGGGAGAACAAAGAGAUCAGGACGUACAACUGCCGCAUCGCAGAGUACUCUCACCCACAGCUGGGCAAAGGCAAGAAGAAGAAGAUCAACAAGAACGACAUCAUGCUGGUUCAGAGCGAGGUGGAGGAACGGGACGCAAUGAACGUCAUGAACGUGGUGAGCUCACCAUCGCUCGCCACCUCCCCCAUGUAUUUCGAUUACCAGACGCGGCUGCCGCUGAGCUCGCCCAGGUCGGAGGUCAUGUACCUCAAGCCCACGGCCAACAACCUGUCGGUGCCCCAGGGACACGGCGUCAGCUGUCACACGUCCUUCACUGGCCCGGUGACUAACACCACAGAUACCCCCAGUAACAGGAUGUCCAUUAUACAGGUAG